AUCUCUUCUUUCAACAAGUGUCGUUAUUGACUAGGAUUAGAUCACAGACUCAUAAACAACUGAUGUCAAAAUGUUACAGAGGCCUUGAAUUAAUCAACUCUUUUUUUCUUUUUUCAGCGCAACCCACACCACCUCCAAAAGUGGACCCGGACGCCUGCCUGCAAGCCCAUAAUGCAGAACGAGCACGUCACAGUGGAACUCCGCCGCUGAAGUGGAAUGAAACACUAGCUAAGCAUGCUGAAAAAUGGGCUAAGUAUUUGGCCUCCAAUGAUAAAUUUGAGCACGAAUAUAACACUGGCGAAGGAGAAAACCUUUACUAUUCUUAUGGCUCACCCCUAACGACAUGUGGAGAUGCAGUGACAGCUUGGUACGAAGAAAUCAAGGACUACGACUACAGCAACCCUGGUUUCAGUUCUAAAACUGGCCAUUUUACCGCGGUGAUUUGGAAAAGCACCACUCACGUGGGAGCGGCUCUUGCUAAAUCAGCCGAUGGCACCAAAAUUUACGUCGUGGCGCGCUACUCACCACCAGGAAAUUUUCGAGGAAAGUUCAAAGAAAACGUGUUACCACAGACCUCGUCAUAGCUUCAAGGUUGAGAGAGGUUGAAUGGACGUCAGAGGGUACACCUGGUUUGGCCGUUAUAGAUACAUAGCAUUGUAACUUUAGUCUUAACUAGUGCCAUUAAAGAAAACUACUGAAAACG
This is a messenger RNA of Stylophora pistillata, 703 nucleotides long. RefSeq names its product ectin-like. Gene Ontology annotation, cellular component: extracellular region. Lineage: Eukaryota; Metazoa; Cnidaria; Anthozoa; Scleractinia; Pocilloporidae. The record is from RefSeq and is a predicted model, not a curated record.